Molecule: messenger RNA, 1919 nt
Organism: Tuber melanosporum (Perigord truffle)
Lineage: Eukaryota; Fungi; Ascomycota; Pezizomycetes; Pezizales; Tuberaceae
Exons: 6
Coding region: 111-1775 (554 amino acids)
Biological process (GO): mRNA splicing, via spliceosome
Cellular component (GO): U2-type spliceosomal complex; U2 snRNP; nucleus
Source: RefSeq, a predicted model, not a curated record
GAAACAUUCACCUUGUUACAACACUUCCCCCGGCUUUCUCUACUACACCAUCCUUUCUGUUCAAAAACACUUAACCACAUCCACUCGUUAGCCCGAUCAGCCGAAUCGCUAUGGUCACUGCUGUGGCAGUUCCCCCGGCAGCCAGUGGCGCUUCUACGAAGCCAAAACAAAAGUUGAGCAAGAACCAGCUACGACGCGAGAAGAAAAAGCUGAGGAAGCAACAAAAGGCUUCACGAGGAGGGAGUGCGGUCACCGAUUCCGAGACUGAAUCUGAAUCGGAGAGAGCUCCAUCGAAGCAACUUUCGCUGGUUCCUGAGAGUACGCCCGAGUUCAACAUUGGUGAUUUAGAAAUAGACGAAGAUGAUCCUAACUACGCCGAGUAUAAAAGAAUCCUUGAGCGGUUUAAUGUUGAUGACGAUCAAGCAAAGGAAGAAGCAAAGGGUGAAGUAAUAUACAACGACUACGACAACGUCCCCGAUGAAGAUGAUGAAAAGGAGGAGGAAGAACAGAAGUUGAGCAAGAAAGCACGAAAAGCUAGGGACAAGCUUAGUGUAGCGGAGCUUAAGGCACUCGUGAAGCGUCCAGAGACUGUUGAAUGGACCGAUACCUCAGCCCAAGACCCACGUCUACUUGUUCAUCUAAAGUCUUACAGAAAUUGUGUCCCCGUUCCGAAUCAUUGGUCACUCAAACGCGAAUAUCUCUCGUCCAAGCGCGGUAUGGAGAAACCCCCCUUCGAACUCCCAAAAUUUAUCAAGGAUACUGGAAUCAUGGAGAUGCGCGAUUCCGCAAAAGAGAAGGAGGACGCCCAGUCUUUGAAAUCAAAGAUGAGAGAGCGAGUCCAGCCAAAAAUGGGCAAGCUUGAUAUAGAUUAUCAGAAGCUACAUGACGCUUUCUUUAGAUUCCAAACGAAGCCUCAAUUGACCAUGUAUGGAGAGGUCUACUAUGAAGGGAAAGAAUACGAAACAAACUUGAAAGAUAGGAGGCCAGGAGAACUGAGUGAGGAGCUGAAGGAAGCGUUGAACAUUCCUCCAGGUGCUCCACCACCAUGGCUUAUCAAUAUGCAGCGGUUCGGCCCACCUCCCAGUUACCCAAGUCUCAAGAUUCCUGGAUUAAAUGCUCCUAUCCCGCCAGGAGCCCAGUGGGGAUUUCAUCCCGGUGGAUAUGGAAAACCUCCUACCGACGAAUAUAACAGACCCCUUUAUGGUGAUGUUUUUGGUGUUUUGCAAUCUCAGGCGCCGGCGCAAACCGGUGAACCAAUAGAGAAGACUCUAUGGGGCCUUACCACACCUAGUGGGAUGGACACCCCCUCAGGAAUGGUUUCGAGUGUUCCUAGCGAAUUUGAGCCUGUUGAUGGUGGGUUUGAGCUCAGGAAGCGGAGAGAUGGAACAGAGACAGAGGAGGAUUCCAUUCAGAGGAAUCUAUACACUGUGCUGCCCGAACAGAGUAUCCGUGCUAAGGGUUUCUUUGGAGGAGAGCGUGCUUACGACAUUGGUAAAACUGGAAACUAUACCAAUUUGCCGGUACUUGGUCAAGAAGAUCGAAAGAGGAAGAAGCCCGGCGAUAUAGAGGUUGCCCUUGAUCCUUCUGCACUGGAAUUAGAUGGCCUAUCGAGUGAGGCGGUCAAAAAGCAGUACGAAGCCGCACAGGAGGCUCAGAGAAGAGAACGACAAGGCUUCCAAGAAGACUUGAGUGACAUGAUUGCGGCGGAGAGCCGGAAGAGACAAAAGCGUGAGGAGGAAAAUGCGAAGAAAAAGAAGGAUAAGUACAGAUUUUAAAAGGCGCAACCCGACGGACGGGUGGGGUUCUUCCCUCUCUUUAUUCUCGCAUCCUUUUUUCCUUUUCUUCCUUUCUUCUGUAGUUAUACCGGGUUCCGAAGUGGCAGCAUAAUUUAAUAUAGCCUAGCAGACUAUUUCCACCUC